AUGGGUUGGUUUUGGGCAGAUAAAAAGAGCAACUAUGCUAAUACACAAGGUCUCACUUCUACAUCACGAUCAUCUUCUCCCUCUUCCUCUUCCUCCUCCUCAUCGUCGGGGUGUCCAAUAGACUACUCGUCUUUUAACAAAUCCAGCUCAUCCUUAUCACCAGCAGUAUGUCCAGUAGUAAAUACAAGCAAAAGCAACAAGGACGACGAAGAAGUGUUGAACCCCUUGAAUAACAUGCCGAUGGCCAUCUCGUCUGAGCUAGCGCCAGGCCAGAAAAUUAAAUUAUCUACAGAGAGAACUAUCUCCACCAUCCCAAGAGGUGAAAAUGAUGACCAGGGAUUAUGGGAAUACCCAUCGCCACAACAAAUGCUCAAUGCCAUGCUCGCAAAGGGCAAAGGUGACGGGAUACCAGAAGAUGCUGUGGAAUCGAUGGUUGAAGUACACAACUUUUUAAACGAAGGUGCAUGGCAACAGAUUUUGGAAUGGGAAGAUAAAUACACACAGGAAACAAAAGUUGAACCAAGAUUGAAGAAAUUUACUGGAAAACCCCAUGACUUAUCGCCCAAGGCGAAAAUGUACCUUUGGCUUGGGAGCUUGUUUCCCGACACCUUCAACACAGUGCCGCCAUUCGAUAGACACGAUUGGACGGUUUUGAGAAGUAUGGGGAGAAACGAAGGAUGGAAGGAAGUAAGGUAUGUCAUUGACUACUAUAGUGCACCAGAUGACGAGGAGACCGGUAUGCCGGCAUUCAUGUUGGAUACUCGACCAGCAUUGGACAGCGUCGAAAGCAUACGCGACAGAAUAGUUACAUUUGCCGGACCAGUAUGGAGAAAGGCCAUGGGAGAAAUCGAUGAAAAGUAA
Messenger RNA from Lodderomyces elongisporus, 861 nucleotides. RefSeq names its product holocytochrome c synthase (gene CYC3). The record is from RefSeq and is a predicted model, not a curated record. Gene Ontology annotation, cellular component: mitochondrion. Gene Ontology annotation, molecular function: holocytochrome-c synthase activity. Bases 1 to 861 code for a protein of 286 amino acids. Gene Ontology annotation, biological process: cytochrome c-heme linkage. The transcript has a single exon. NCBI's taxonomy places the organism in Eukaryota, Fungi, Ascomycota, Pichiomycetes, Serinales, Debaryomycetaceae.